Racocetra fulgida is the source of this 204-nucleotide messenger RNA. Lineage: Eukaryota; Fungi; Glomeromycota; Glomeromycetes; Diversisporales; Gigasporaceae. The record is from the annotation of a GenBank genome assembly.
AUGCUUUUAGGGAAUUUACAGAAUACUGCCUUAUACAUUUUUACUAUCACUCUAGUAGUAGUGAUACAAAGUCUUCAAUAUAAUGUUAAUAAUAACCAAAAAAAUGUUACUUUAACAGACUUACAAAAAUAUAAGUUUUGUGUUUAUACUAGAGACAAUAAAGGGACUAGGCCUAAAUAUGUUAAAUGGAUUGAAAAUAAAUGA